AUGUCAGCUAAUAGUAUUAUUAGAGUUUAUCAAAACACUGCAACUACAACUGCAAAUUCUUCAAGAACUGAAAUCUCAAGAUACAAAUCUCAAAAUUCACCAGAAUAUGUUAAUACACCAGAUUCUUUAGUUAAAGAUGUCCCAAUCAAUUCAGGUGGUCCAUCAGGUUCUAAUACUGCAGCUUCAGUUUCCACAUCUGCUUAUAUUGAACAAACACAUCCUUUAGUUUUACACAAGAUUGAAAAUUUACCAACUGCUCCAAUUCCUGAAGAAUCACCACAAUUAUCUAAGCAUCAGUCACCAAGUCAUGAUUUAGCCACCAAAACAGCUUCAAGUUUCCAAUCCAUGUUUACAAUUCCUUUAAAAUUUUUCAAUAGUAAAUUUGGCGGAUUACCAACACCAGAUUCAAAUGAUGAAGAUCCAAAGAAAAAGCAAAAUUUUGAUGAUGAUAUCCAUGCAGUUGAAGACCUGAUUGAUGAAUUAAGAGAAGCUUUACCUAUUGAUAUUAUUACUGAAUCACCUGUUGAACCUUUGAAUAUUGGAGAUGAUGAAAAUUCUGCUGAAAGAACUAAUUCUGAAUUGUUAAAAUCAUCAAAUCAUACUGAACUGGAUCAAUUAUCAAGUAGUGGUUAUGAUCCCAUUUAUGACACUUAUAUAAGCUAUUUGAAUUAUGCUUCAGCAGAAGAUGGUGAAUUGAUAUUGGAUGAAUAUGAUGUUGAGAAUAGCCCAGAGACAAAUUAUAACGGUGAUACAGCAGUUGAUAAUUCAAGUAUAGUUGGUAAUCUUGCACUGGACCAUACGGCUAUUGAAGAUCCCGGUAAUAUCAAUGACUCCAAAGAUGAAGGAAUUAACAAAUCAGAAGCUGGUUCAACACUUCAUAGAUUGUCACUGAAAACUUUAAGAUUAUGGAAACAACUUUCAAGUAAAUAUUCAUCUGGACCAAUACAUCCAUCAACACCAUCACUUCCAUCAAAGUUACCACAUAGUAAACCACAACAUGAACAGUCACAACCUUCAACUUUGAGAAGUGAAUUGAAAAGACGUAUUUCUAGUGUUUCCAUAAGACGUCAUAAUUCAAGUAAAAGAUGGAAAUCAACAUCUGCAAAGAGUGAAAAUGAUGCUAUAGAUGCAAAGAAGAAUGAAAAUAAUUCAGAAGAAGAGCCAAAAGAACAUUCACAACCAUCAACAUUUAGAAGUGAAUUGAAGAGAAGAUUAUCGAAUGUUUCCAUAAGACGCCAUUCAAGUAAAAAAUGGAGAACAACAGACAAUCAGACCAAUAAUAGUGAGCUGCAGGAGCUGCAAAAUAACCUGCUGGAACAAGAUCCAAUUAAACCAAGCACUCCAAUAUUUCCAAUUCCACCACAAUUAUCUCAAACUUCAGAAGCUGGUUCAAGUGGUCUUUCUAAAUCAAGAACUCAUGUUUUGUCAAAAAAUCAAGAUGGAUUAGCUCAACUUUUUGAAUCUGAGGAUUUUGUGACCAGAUUAAGUACUGGUGCUGUUAGCUCUAGAAAGAGUUAUGAUGGUGAUUAUUCAAGACCUCCACCUGGGUUUGAUCAAGAUGAAGAUCAAGAUGUUGAUGCCUUGGAUGAGCUUUACCAUAUCUCAUAUAGAAGAAAUGACGAUGAGAAUGACAAUGGUUAUUUGGAAGACGAUGAAGGUGAUGAUUCUGAAGACAUUGAUCCAACCAGAAGAAUUCGUCUGCAACAAACCAAAGCAGGACAGUUGAAUUUGGCAUUCCAUGAUACAAUUGCCUUUGUGAAAGACCAAACCACCAGAAGAUCCAAAUCGAUUAACCAACAUUUGAAUCGACUUUUCCAACCUCAAGAAGUCUGA
Messenger RNA from Hansenula ciferrii, 1833 nucleotides. RefSeq lists its product as uncharacterized. The transcript has a single exon. NCBI's taxonomy places the organism in Eukaryota, Fungi, Ascomycota, Saccharomycetes, Phaffomycetales, Wickerhamomycetaceae. Bases 1 to 1833 code for a protein of 610 amino acids. The record is from RefSeq and is a predicted model, not a curated record.